AUGGCGUUCAAUUCACCGACCUCGAGUUCGCCAGUCCAGGUACCUGAUGGAGCGUUGCGAACACCGGCCAUCAAGCGCAUAUCGACACCUUCUUCCCUCCGGCUUCAGACCAUCACAGAAAGCUCCUACGCGCCGCCAAUCCCUCCGAAGAGCAACCUGAGGAAUUCGAAUUCUGUCUCGUCGCUGUCGCGGAAUCUAUACUUCACGCCUGCCGGGCUAUCACCGGACAAGCGAAGUAGUGUCUCGACUGCGCAGAGCGCUCCCCCUGCCUACGAAUGGCCUCCUGCACCGCUGGUUGUGGAAGACGCUGGCCCCGUCGACUAUGCUGCAGACAAGAAGCUGUCUGCCCUCCGACGUCAACGUGGCGAAAAGCAGCGAGGCGGACGGAAGCGCAUCGUCCUGAUCGUCGCUCUCGUGUUCUUGAUCAUUGUUGCUCUGGCCGUAGGAUUAGGUGUCGGCUUGACAGUCGGCCGGCGCAACGGCGAUUCGUCUCAAUCCGGAUCUUCGAGCGCACCUUCGGGAGCAGAUAAUAAUGGUCCUGUUACUCAACCAUUUCCCUUGGGAGAGUUCAGCUUGUUGACGGCACUCACAAACGUCACAACGACUUGCACGACAAAUCCGACGACAUGGAGCUGCUACCCAUCUGUAAUCUACGACCCUUCAGAUUCCGAUUCAGCGGCCCCAAUCAUGUCCACUUUCAACUGGGUCUUGCGAAACACUUCUUCGAGCUAUGCCACGAUCCGCACUGCUCCUACAUCAGAUCAAGGCGUGCCGGCCAAUCUCUCCGUCAGCUCGACGGACAAUCCAUUCGGCAUCACGUUCAACGAUCGAAAUCUGACCUACAUCUCUCCAUCUUCCAAUGCUAGUGCGGCCCGAUACGUUUUCAGCUUCACGAUGAAAAAGGCGGUCUUUCCUACGACAUCUCUUACGAGCAAUGGUAUCACAACGCAAUGCUUCUUCAACCAAACCAUCUUCACCGGCACGAUGUACCUCUCUCAGCCACGGACGUACCCUCCAAGCGGUGCUUCUACUAGUGGUGCCAGCUACGCCCAGUGGCCAUAUGCUGUUGACAUCAGCCAAAGCAGCGCGGGCGGAGACAGCACUCCCGCUUGCUACGAAUAUGUCAAUGGUGUCAUCGGAAACAGAGUCACAACAGCCCUGGCACCCACCUCGAACAGUUCACAGUGUUUAUGCGAUUACCGGAACUUUUAG
This is a messenger RNA of Lecanosticta acicola, 1212 nucleotides long. Lineage: Eukaryota; Fungi; Ascomycota; Dothideomycetes; Mycosphaerellales; Mycosphaerellaceae. The record is from the annotation of a GenBank genome assembly.